Messenger RNA from Benincasa hispida (wax gourd), 2345 nucleotides. Its product is annotated as calcium-dependent protein kinase 8-like. The record is from RefSeq and is a predicted model, not a curated record. Gene Ontology annotation, biological process: protein phosphorylation. Gene Ontology annotation, molecular function: protein kinase activity; ATP binding; calcium ion binding. NCBI's taxonomy places the organism in Eukaryota, Viridiplantae, Streptophyta, Magnoliopsida, Cucurbitales, Cucurbitaceae.
ACGAUUUUCAAAUAAAUAAAAGUACGAAUUUGGAAUAUUUGUAAUUCUCUUCACACCUUUUUGAUAGAGAAGGUACAUUCUUCAUACUCAACUUGAAAGGAUACUUUGAUAAUUGAACUGAACUUAAACAAUUUUCAUUAAAUUAAACAGAUUAAGUUGUUGUAAUGUAAUCAUUUUCUAUCAUUGUAAUUUCAUUAGUAGCCACUGGCAAAAUAAAAACUAACCUUAAAUUACAAGGACAGUCAUAAAGUUGGUUAAAAUUAGACCGUGAAUUAUACACUCUAAAAUAAGAUUUUAAAUUGACUUUUUUUGUGAAUGGUAUUGGAUAAUGAGUCAUUUAUUUGACUCAUACAUCCAACAAAUAUUAUUUUCUGAAAUGCAAUGAUUAUUGUAAUAAUUUCUUAAAUUAAAUUGGGAAAAUAAAAAAUGGACCUCGUGGAUUGAAAAAGAGGGAAGGGGUGAGGGGAAGAGGGUCUCGUUUGUCUUCCGUCUUGGUUGAAUCCAAGAGGGGAGGAAGAAUUUUUUUUUUUUUUUUUUGGAGGAGAAAGAAAAGAGAUUCUGGAACUCAAUCAAUCCAUGCCCCUUUCACAUUCUUGAGAUUCAUCUUUCUCCUUCAGAUUUCAGAUUCAAAGCCUUUCAAUUCUCCCCUCGGCUAACUUCUCCGGCUAUUCUUCCCAAUGUCGUUGUGAUUCCUGAAUUUCAACUGAAAAUCCCAGGUUGGAGCAUUUUGACAUUUCUGGAUCUUGCCCAUGGGUAAUUGUUGUGCUACUCCUGGCACUCCUUCGGCUAAGCCUAAAGGUAAACACAAGAAGAAGGCCAAACCAUUUUCUGCUAAAGAUGGCGGGAAGAAUGUGAAUGGUUCUGGUAAUAAUAAGCUUCAGGUGUUGAGUGAUCCAACUGGUCAUGAUAUUUCGGCUCAUUAUGAUCUUGGUCGCGAGCUUGGUCGAGGUGAAUUUGGUGUAACAUAUUUAUGCACAGAUACAAAUACAGGUGAAAAGUUUGCUUGUAAAUCUAUAUCAAAGAAGAAACUUAGGACUGCUGUUGAUAUUGAGGAUGUGCGAAGAGAGGUUCAAAUAAUGAAGCAUUUGCCCAAGCAUCCGAAUAUUGUUACCCUGAAGGAUACUUAUGAGGAUGAUCAGGCAGUUCACAUUGUGAUGGAACUGUGCGAGGGUGGGGAAUUGUUUGACCGAAUUGUUGCAAGGGGGCAUUACACAGAGCGUGCAGCGGCUGUUGUUAUGCGGACAAUUGUUGAAGUUGUUCAGGCUUGUCAUAAACAUGGAGUGAUGCAUCGUGAUCUCAAACCAGAGAAUUUUCUUUUUGCAAACAAGAAGGAAUCAUCCCCGUUGAAAGCAAUUGAUUUUGGACUGUCUAUCACUUUUAAACCAGGUGAACAAUUCAAUGAAAUAGUAGGCAGUCCUUAUUACAUGGCCCCAGAGGUCCUAAAAAGGAAUUAUGGUCCAGAAGUUGAUGUUUGGAGCGCUGGGGUUAUCCUCUAUAUUUUACUCUGUGGCAUUCCACCAUUUUGGGCAGAAACUGAACAGGGUGUAGCACAGGCAAUUAUUCGCUCGGUUAUUGAUUUUAGGAGAGACCCGUGGCCAAGAGUCUCUGAAAAUGCAAAGGAUCUUGUAAGAAAAAUGCUUAAUCCUGAUCCCAAGCGGCGCCUUACUGCUCAGGAAGUUCUAGACCAUCCAUGGUUACAAAAUGCUAAGAAGGCUCCGAAUGUUCCAUUAGGUGAGACGGUGAAAGCAAGACUCAAGCAGUUUUCUGUGAUGAACAAGCUCAAGAAACGAGCCCUAAGGGUGAUUGCUGAGCAUUUGUCGGUGGAGGAAGUAGCUGGCAUAAAGGAGGCAUUUGAUAUGAUGGACGUUGAGAAGAGAGGGAAGAUAAAUCUCGAGGAGCUGAGAAGUGGAUUGCAAAAGCUUGGACAACAGAUUCCAGAAACAGAUCUUCAGAUACUUAUGGAAGCAGCUGGUGUUCAGGAUGAUGGAACUCUCAACUACGGAGAGUUUGUUGCAGUUUCAAUCCACCUCAAAAGGAUGGCAAAUGACGAGCACCUGCAUAAAGCUUUUGCAUUCUUUGAUCAGAACCAGAGUGGUUUCAUCGAGAUUGAAGAGCUUCGAGCUGUGCUGCUAGACGAUGAAGAAACGAAUAUUGAGGAUGUCAUCAGUGCCAUUAUGCAUGAUGUCGACACGGAUAAGGAUGGGCGCAUAAGCUAUGAAGAGUUUGCAGCCAUGAUGAAGGCAGGAACUGAUUGGAGAAAAGCGUCAAGACAAUAUUCACGGGAAAGAUUCAACAGUCUGAGCUUGAAGUUGUUCAGAGAAGGGUCAUUGAAACUUACAAGUUAA